UGUUUGAAACUGGUAUUUGGGUUUUCCACGUUGGAUCAAGUGCGGCGGAGAGAGAGAGAGAGAGGCAGGCUGCAUUAACAUCGCGGGAGGAACCAUAGCAGCGCCAGAGAAGCUGCUUCUUCUCUUUCUCCUCUUUCCUUUGCCAGGUGUUCUUUUUAUAUCGCAUUUUGAUUCCCACCGCAGCAGAUCCUGUCUCUGUGGGUCUGGGUUUUUCUUCUUCUUCUUCUUCUUCUUCUUAAGACCUCCCUCCCUCCCUCCCCGUUGUACACACACUUUACACACACUCGGAUCCACUCUGAUUGUUCCUACUACCGCCGCCUUGGCGAGAGAGAGAGGACUAGUUGCCGACAACGACAACAGCCAUUCAAUCAGCUGCUACGGCGGCUGGGACUUGGAGGAAGAAAAGACAACCCUCCUGAUGUAGCUCACAGUCAGCCUCAAUCCCUCUCUCUCUCUCUGGCUCCUUUUUGUCUGUUGUUUUUAGUGGUGGUCCUUUUGGUUCCCAUUGAGAGCCUCUGUUGCUGCUGCUGCUGCUGCUUUUUGGAAAGGAAGAAAAAACUCCUCUCUCUCCCAUUUGAGAGAGAGAGAGAAGAGAAGAGAAGAGAAAGAAAAGAGAGAGAGAGAGAACCUUUUUCCCCCUCGCCCGGAUGAAAAUGCUGAACCCUGCCAACGGAGGGGAGCAGCUCCAUUUAGCCAACUAUGUGGAAGAUUACAUGGACUCCAUCGAAUCCCUGCCCUUCGAUCUGCAGAGAAAUGUCUCCCUGAUGAGGGAAAUAGACGCCAAAUACCAAGAGAUUCUAAAAGAACUGGAUGAUUAUUAUGAAAAAUUCAAACGGGAGACGGAUGCAGUACAGAAGAGGAGGAUGUUGCACUGUAUACAGAGAGCACUGAUCCGGAGUCAAGAGCUGGGAGAUGAAAAGAUUCAGAUUGUCAGCCAAAUGGUAGAACUUGUUGAGAACAGAACAAGGCAACUUGACAGUCAUGGAGAACUGUUUGAGACUUGCCAAGAGACUAAUGACACCACUGGAAACAGCGGCAAAGCUAAUCAAGAUAAGUCAAAGAAUGAGACAAUCAGUCAAGCCGAGAAGCCAAACAACAAACGAUCCAGGAGGCAAAGAAAUAACGAAAACCGGGAGAAUGCGUCCAAUAAUCAUGAUCAUGACGAUAUCACCUCAGGAACUCCAAAGGAAAAGAAAGCAAAAACCUCCAAGAAAAAGAAGAGAUCUAAGGCCAAAGCAGAGAGAGAGGCUUCCCCAGCAGACCUCCCUAUUGACCCCAAUGAGCCAACCUAUUGCCUCUGUAAUCAGGUCUCCUAUGGAGAAAUGAUAGGCUGUGAUAAUGAUGAGUGUCCAAUCGAAUGGUUUCACUUCUCAUGUGUGGGACUCAAUCAUAAACCAAAGGGCAAGUGGUACUGUCCAAAAUGUAGGGGAGAAAAUGAGAAAACCAUGGACAAAGCACUGGAAAAAUCUAAAAAAGAAAGGGCUUACAACAGGUAGUUUCUAAAUCAGAGGAGAAUAGGGCCAUGAAAACAUUUAUUUAUUCUGUGUCACCUUUUGUUGGGGUACUAGGAUUGUAAAAUGUAUAUUUUUAAGGAGGUUAUAAAUCAAAACCAUUCUUGUAAUAGGGGUGGCAAUAAGGAAAUGCUUGUUUUUCCCCCCUUUGAUAUGGCUGUUAACAAGAAAACAGUCUGUGGGCCAAAGCAUACAGUGAAGUAAUAAAAGUUAACGUGUAAUGUUCGGAUUCAUCUUGUGAAAAAUAUGCCUGUACUAGUUGGUAACACUCUGCCCAUGAAAAUGUAGAUAGUCAACACGUCUUGGAUAGCAUUCCAUUUUACUUUAUAGAAGGAAUGCCGUUUAUCUUUCCAGCAAAUUGUUCUGUAGUCUCUUUAAAUGAAGCAGCAGUACACUACAAAUUUAUCCUGAACAUAAUUGACCACACUCCCAAAAAAGAGCAUACAGUCCUUAUGCCCAUUUAUUUUACUGGGCUUAAGUUGUAUUUAACUCUGGGCCAUUUACCUGGAACAAGGUCUUGCCUGUUUCACACACUGCAAUUUCCAAAAAGAAAAGAAAAGUGGUUUAAGGUUACAGCCCUGUUUUAAAUACCUUGCUAAGAAUUAAGCCUCAUUGUUUUCAGUGAGACUUAUUUCUAAGGGAUAUGUUUAGAGCGGGGUACAAAACUCAUCUGAUGAUGCGCAGUAGCAUGUAAGAACUUAGAGAAUGGCUCCUGUUAAGUGUGUCCGUCUAGCAGCUCCGUAAUAUGUUUAACUACAGCUACAAGCUUAUUUUUUAAAAAUGCAAAAAGGUUAAAUUUUACACAACAUAUUUUAUAUAUUGGCCAAGUACCACAAGGGCCUUUUAAAAUGAUUUAGUAUAUUUUGUAUUUAACCAGGAAGUGGUUUAGUAAUGAAACUUAACAUAAAUCAAAGCUUUAUACUGUCACAGAUAAUAGAGUAGCAGUCUUUACUUUGUAUAAGUUGUAAAAAUGUACAUUUUCAAGUGGAGUUGCACUUAACUGUAUUAUAAUUGGGGAUGCAUCCACAUGCCAUGGUGUAACCAAUAUGCAUUUCCUUCUGUAUGUAUGAAAAUUGUACAGCAGUGAUAUUAAGGAAUAAAUUAAAGAAGUUGGAUAAUUUUG
Messenger RNA from Sceloporus undulatus (fence lizard), 2634 nucleotides. It is a transcript of the gene ING1, whose product is annotated as inhibitor of growth family member 1. NCBI's taxonomy places the organism in Eukaryota, Metazoa, Chordata, Lepidosauria, Squamata, Phrynosomatidae. The transcript has 2 exons. The coding region runs from base 648 to 1496 and encodes 282 amino acids. Gene Ontology annotation, biological process: positive regulation of DNA-templated transcription. The record is from RefSeq and is a predicted model, not a curated record. Gene Ontology annotation, cellular component: nucleus.